GCUCAAACUGCUGAGCCGCGGCGGCACAACGCGAACCGCGUAAACCAACUGGAACAGGCUUCGGCUCCCGAAUCCAGGUCGUUUCGCUGCACCCAGUCCGCACACCAAUCCCGCCAAAUCUCGCAAACCCCGUCGUCGCGAACCCGCAGUCGCACUUGGCCAAUCGGUGCUGCCACCACGUCGCCUCGCACCAGGGCUUGCGUGUUUUUGUUUUGCUUGCACGCUUCCUCCGUGCCACCCAUUGCUUGCAGUCGCGCACCGCGCUUGGGCCGCGCAAUGGCGGACGGGGAAUCGCCGUCGCCCGCGAUGCAAAUGCAGGUGUCGCAUCGACUCGACGCCGCCGGGUUCGCCGGGGACAAAGGGUCCCGAGCGGCCCUGCAUUCGCAUUCCUUCUCGCACCCUGGAAGCUCGUCCCAUGCCGGCACCGUGUCGAGAGACACCGCGUUCGAGUCCCGAUCCCGCUUCGCUGACCACGCAGGUCGGUUCGCUCCCGCCCCAUCAGGCGCCGAUCUACCGCCACCGCCGCGGGAUCGGGGCAUCUCGUCUGGCGACGGCCGCUACACAACAGCAACAACAACAGCAACAACCACAACAACAGCAACAGAGGCCUCGUCCGAGCACCGUGCAACCGCCGAACACGGCCACCCGCUGCAGUUCGCUCUUUCGCGUAGCAACUCGCAGGCCACCCUGUCCUCCAACGGUCCCGACUCCAACGGUCCCGACCCCGUGUUUACCCCCCCAGCGAGCGGCGGCCGGCUGAGCCCGGGCACUGGCAGCGUCCACGGCUCGAGUCAGGACUCUCAGCUGUUGCAGCUCUCCCAGAUCGCUGCUGCCCAAGAGCGGAUACCCGAAGACACCGUCGACGGUAUGCCCGGUGCCUCGAGGAAGCGCAUGGCCGACGGCAUGGUGAAGCACACGCGCGACAAGUCGUACGUGUCGCCGGGCCAGACGGUCGGCCACUCGCGGAAUACGAGCACGGUCAGCAUGGCCUCUACCGCCGGCAGCCGCAUCGGAGAGCUGUCCGCUGAACUAAAAACCCGCUUGUCGUACGCCAUGGUCAAGGUGAACCACGGCUGGCAGUCGCAUUCCAUUGACCAGGUAGAGGCGCUGGCCUCCCAAGCCGCCUCUCCCGCAUCCACCGCCUCCACCAUCCACCUCAGGAACGGGUCUUCGGCAAGCCCUCAGCUCUCGACCGCCUCCCAUCAGGGUAGCAACAACACGACGCCAGCCACGGUUCCACAACACCACUAUUCAGGCCGCCCCGGAGAUUCACAAUGGAGAGACUCUCCACAGUCGACGUCACGGGGGAGUUCCGCGUCUCCGGUCAAGAGCCUCGCCCCGCCCGUCUCGAUCCAGCCGUCUCAACAUGCAGGGAAUCCGCGCCGCGAGCCCAACCCCCGCCAAGUCCCGUCCUUCCUCUCCAGCUCCCAGCACGCCUCCCCACGCGCAGGGUUGCACACAAGCCCAUAUCUUGCGCCCGACCGGCACCACCGAAGUGCCCUGGCUGAUGCGAUGCUGGUGUCGCCGCACACCAACGUCCGCGAGCAAGACGCCAUCGAGUCGCUCCUCUUCAUGAGCAGCCCAGGCAACUCGGCCAACCUCAAGCAUGCCUUCCCCAGCUCCUCCUCGCAGCCGCUGCCCUCAAACCACGCACCGGCAGCCCCGCAACAGCGCACCGCCCUGCCGUCCUCCCAACCGCGGAAGAGCCUCCCGUCCGGUCGCCCCCCGCACCACGCCCGCGCUCACUCUCACUCCCACACGCACUCGCAGCCAACCAAGCGGGUCGGCUUUGAGAAGUCCCCCUCCGCAAUGGACAUCGACGACCCGUCCCCCUUCGGCUCCCCCAUGUCCGUCGUCUCGCGCGGCACGCCCCGCCGCAGCAGAACCGCCGCCAACGGCGGCGGCGGCGGCGGCGCCGAGUCUCACCCCAACCACACUCACCAGCGCCACCAGCAACAGCAGCAACAGCAGCACAUCCACCCCACCGCUUCCUCGCCUCAGACCUCGCAGCUCCCGCCGAGACCGAUGAAACAGCUGCCCGUGUCGGCGGGGCUGACGGUCGCGUCGAAGCCGCGCCGACCGCUGGCCGACGCCGACAUCGACGCCAUGCUCGAGCGCGCGGCCGCCGCCGUCGACGAAGACUCGGAUUCCGACGGCGAGAUCUGCAUUCCCGUGCGGGUACCCAGGGCGCGCCGGGAGGGCGCGGACGCGGACGCGGGUGCUGGCGCGGGCGGAGGUCCUGGGCCGGGUCCCGGUACGGACGUGGGCGCCGGCGUGGUUGGUGUUUGAGCGCUCUGCGUGCUGCGUGAAGGAGUGGGAUUGGAUUGGAUCGGGUGGU
Thermothielavioides terrestris NRRL 8126 is the source of this 2338-nucleotide messenger RNA. RefSeq lists its product as uncharacterized. The transcript has 2 exons. The coding region runs from base 277 to 2289 and encodes 670 amino acids. Gene Ontology annotation, molecular function: transcription coregulator activity. Gene Ontology annotation, cellular component: cytoplasm; SBF transcription complex. The record is from RefSeq and is a predicted model, not a curated record. NCBI's taxonomy places the organism in Eukaryota, Fungi, Ascomycota, Sordariomycetes, Sordariales, Chaetomiaceae.